Chenopodium quinoa (quinoa) is the source of this 1360-nucleotide messenger RNA. RefSeq names its product nitric oxide synthase-interacting protein-like. Gene Ontology annotation, cellular component: nucleus. Bases 164 to 1078 code for a protein of 304 amino acids. The transcript has 2 exons. Gene Ontology annotation, molecular function: ubiquitin protein ligase activity. Lineage: Eukaryota; Viridiplantae; Streptophyta; Magnoliopsida; Caryophyllales; Amaranthaceae. The record is from RefSeq and is a predicted model, not a curated record.
CCUUUAUAUUUAGACGGUGAAAAUAAGGAAGUCAUCUUCACAGUUCUAGGGUUCCAAAUCCAAUUUCCCCAAAUUCAAUUCCCUCCUUCUUUCGAUCUCUCUCCAAUCAAAUUCUGCAAUUCUAAGCAGUAAUUAGGGGUUAUUCCGAAAUCGAAGCUAAAAGAUGCCUCAAAGACACUCGAAGAACAACAAUGAUCUCGCGUUUUUCACCUACGAUGAGAAGCGAAAGCUAGGGUAUGGUACCCAGAAAGAGAGAUUAGGGAAAGACUCCAUUAAACCUUUCGACGCUUGUUGUCUCUGCUUGAAGCUUGUUAUUGAGCCUUUGUGUUGCCCUAAAGGUCAUGUAUUUUGUAAAGAGUGUAUCCUCGAAUGCUUGCUUUCCCAGAAGAAGGACAUUCAAAGAAAGCUAGCUGCACAUGCUGCACAGAAAAAGCAAGAGGUUGGAGAGCAAGAGGAGAAAUUGAUGCUUCAAAAGGCCCGAGAACUUGAGGCAUUUGAUCAGCAAAAUCACGGGGCAGUGCCCCAUCACAGUGAUAAAAAUUAUUCUCGUGAUAAGAAUGGUUUUCAUGGUGCAAAUAGUGUAAAGGCUACUUCUUUUGAAGAGGAAGCCUUGAGAACAAUGAAAGCUUUCUGGCUUCCUUCUGCUACUCCAGAAGCAGCGGCCAAAGUAGAGGCUCCUUCCACUAGCACAACUUGUCCAGAGGGAAACGAGAAGCUAAAGCUGAAAUCCCUUUUCCCCAUAUAUUUCACAGAAGAAAAGGGUGAGGACUACAAAUCCACGGCUUAUGACAAAAAACAUAUUUGUCCAAGCUGCAAGGUUACAAUGACAAAUGCAAUGUCACUUGUGGCUCUUAGCUCUUGCGGUCAUGUAUUCUGCAAGAAAUGCGCAGAUAAGUUUAUGGUCGUUGAUAAGGUUUGUCUAGUUUGCAAUAAGCCAUGUAAAGAGAAGAAUCUAGUAAAUUUGAAGAAGGGAGGUACAGGAUUUUCUGGUCAUGAUGAGAAUUUGGAAGCAAAAGAUUUCAAGCAUUUGGGAAGCGGUUCAGGUUUAGGGCUAGUAAGGCCUGCCCAGAAGGUUUAAGUUCAGAUUUUACAUGUAUGUAGUUGCAGAAAACAAUGCCUUUCAACUGCAGUUUCUGAAUGGCCGUAUAGCAAAUUUUCUUUUUCUGAGCUUUUGUAACUGUAUUAAGAUCUUAUUGUUUUUCUUGUAAUCUUUUAAUGUUAUGUGGCGAGUCAUAUACGGAGUAUCUGUUGUUUUCAAAUACUUAAAAGGCAAGGAUUUGUAGAUCCCACCCGUAGGAUGACAGGAAGCUUUGUGUAAUUGUGUUUUUAUUGUACUAUGUACGAAGUUAUGAAACUCUCA